Molecule: messenger RNA, 1686 nt
Organism: Carassius gibelio (silver crucian carp)
Lineage: Eukaryota; Metazoa; Chordata; Actinopteri; Cypriniformes; Cyprinidae
Product: LIM domain-binding protein 3
Exons: 8
Coding region: 270-1205 (311 amino acids)
Biological process (GO): heart development; actin cytoskeleton organization; muscle structure development
Cellular component (GO): Z disc; filamentous actin; adherens junction
Molecular function (GO): muscle alpha-actinin binding; actin binding
Source: RefSeq, a predicted model, not a curated record
AGAAGAGGCUAUAUUCGCCAUGUGAAUCAUGGGGGCUUGGUAUCCAGGGGUGUCCCCUUACACACCAUAUAAGGGCCCCUGGGGCUUGAGUGUUAUCGCUUUCUGCAGAAGGGAUCUAUUCUUAGGCUGUCUGUCCAGGCAAUCCGAGCAGAGGCUCCUCGGUGCCUGCCCGUACCUGGGUGUUUGGUCAUCCCGACAACAGGGAGAAGAAAAUUUAAGGAAAAAGAGGACUUUACUGACCCAAGAAGAAGCUUUUCACUCUCUUCAAAAUGAGCAAUUACACAGUAACCCUGUCUGGACCUGCACCAUGGGGCUUCAGGCUGCAGGGAGGCAAAGACUUCAACAUGCCCCUGACCAUCUCCCGGAUCACAGCAGGCAGCAAGGCAGCAAGUGGAAACCUCAAUCAGGGUGACAUAAUCACAGCGAUCGAUGGGGUCAGCACUGAGGGCCUGACCCAUCUGGAGGCCCAAAACAAGAUAAAGGCAGCCACCACCAAACUCAACCUCACCAUGCAGAGGUCGAGACGUCCCGCUCCUGUACCCACAGCCACUCCAAGAAUGGACUCACCCAUGCCAAUUAUCCCUCACCAGAAGGAAACCACUGACACUGAGGAAGGAGAAGAUGAAGAGAAACCUGUCAAAAAAUAUGGCAUCCUCCUGGCCAAAAAACCUUCCAAAAAAUCUCUAAUUCCAAACACUGAGGAGAAACCUCAGGAGAACCUCCAACCUGCAAUUCAUUCUCGUGCUAAAAGCCCUGUCCCUAUUUAUCUGCCAUCCGGGCAAGGGCCAAAAACCACCCCAAACCAGACAGGACAGUAUAAUUCUCCCAUAGGCCUAUAUUCAGCAGAAACUUUAAGGGAAAUGGUCAUGCAACAAGACAAUCUAAAUGGCGUCCCACUGCUGGGCUCACUUCCCAUUAAAGACACUCUUGUGGACAGUGCUUCUCCAGUCUACCAGGCUGUGAUCAAACCUGACAAUAAGGAGAUGGAGAUGUCAGAGUGGGCCCGUCGUGCCGCCAACCUGCAGUCCAAGUCCUUCCGCAUGCUUGCUCAUAUCACAGGAACGGAGUAUAUGCAAGAUCCAGACGAAGAGGCUCUUAGAAAAUCAAGAGAGAAGUUUGAAUCAGAGGUAAAAGGCCCACGAUUUGCCAAACUGAAAAACUGGCACCACGGCCUGUCUGCACAGAUCCUUAACAUCCAGGGAUAAAUGCAAACCAAUGUUACUGGAGAGAAGUUGAGGCAACAGUCAAGAAGGAAACCCAGAGGCGAUGUAAAGUAGGGGUGUAAAAGGCAAAGAGAAGUAGUGUAGUGACUGGAAUGUGAGUUAGAGCUCCAAACUAGCUUGUAAGUGAACACACAAAGCUCCUGUGUUUGAUGUUCAUAUGUCUUUUUGUUUCAUGUAACUUUCAGCCACUGAAACAUAGUGCAUAGUGCUCAGUUUGUCAUUUUCUUUUUCAUUUUAUGUUUCUCUUUUUCUUCUCUUUUGGCUGCUCUAUUUAUCCUAAAUUAUUUCUGAAUAAUAAAGUGCCUGCAUGAUUUACUGAUGUAAAGAACUAACCCUGAGAGAAAUGAUAAAAAUAUAUGUACCGCAUCCACUGCAAUACACCACCGCACAUAUUGAAAUACAAACCAAAUGUACUAUUGUUAAUGUGAAUAAAACAUUAUUACUUUUAACCAAAUAAAUAAAA